This is a messenger RNA of Saccostrea cuccullata (small rock oyster), 1335 nucleotides long. RefSeq names its product neurotrypsin-like. The record is from RefSeq and is a predicted model, not a curated record. The coding region runs from base 1 to 1335 and encodes 444 amino acids. Lineage: Eukaryota; Metazoa; Mollusca; Bivalvia; Ostreida; Ostreidae. Gene Ontology annotation, cellular component: membrane. The transcript has 8 exons.
AUGAUCGUGAAAAAUGGACUUUACGGACGAACUUUGGGGAAGUCUUGGAUGACCGACACGGAGUGUACUGGUUCUGAAAAUAAUCUUUUUCAAUGUUGGUUCAAUCUGCAAGGAGAAAAACAAACUUUCUCAAACAAUGCUGGAGUUAUUUGUGCAGUGCAAUAUUUGUUGAAUAAAAGAGAGUUGUCAGCCAAAAUAAUUAAAUUUCUUUUCUCAGACUCGAUUCCGGUCAGACUCGUUGAUGGCGAUACGCCAACUUCCGGAAGAGUGGAGGUAUACAUUGAUGGGAAGUGGGGAUCUGUACUUUCGUACAUUAUCGAAAAAGACAUGACAGCUAAGGCCAUUUGUAAUAUUCUGGGAACUCCGAGUUCAUCUACCAAGGCUUUUUACGUGGAAUCGGGAUUUUAUCGAAAAUCAUCAAGCAUAACCUGGCUAGUGAAGCUGUACUGCUCUAGUGAUGCUUCCAGUUUAUAUCAGUGUUCCUGGGAAAUAAGUGGCUAUUUCUCAAAGUCAAAUAACUUUGGGGUCGUUUGUCAAGAUAUUAACGAGUUUUCGAUAAGAUUGGUGAAUAAUCAGACAGCCAACAGGGGCUAUGUUGAGGUGUUCCUUGGUGGAUUGUGGGGCACUAUCACACACACUCGGCCCUACAGACACUACACCUGGGGUAAAGGAGCUGCGACCGUGGCCUGUAGGCAACUUGGUCUUCCACACUCUAGAGCGUUACCAGUUGUAAAUGACGUCUACGGAUUCAGCCACUGGGAAUGGUUGACUCAAGUUAGUUGCUACGGAACAGAAAUCAAUCUCAUUGACUGUCCAAACGUAGUAACGGGGCAAUACGGAACUGGAUCUGCAGGUGUAGUCUGCACUGAUUAUGCGGAAUUUAGAGUUCGCCUUAACAAUGGAAGCACCGCAGGAAGAGUGGAAGUCUAUUUGGACGGUGAAUGGGGAGGAAUUGACGCAAGCACUUGGACGCAUUCAACAGCGAAUAUUGUUUGCAAUCAGAUUGGAUUAAAGGGGAAAACUGGUCUAGCUGUAAAUAACACCCUUUAUGGUGUAACACCAACCUUAACUUGGAUUAAAGUAAAGGAUUCCUGUUCCUCAGAUGCACAGAUCUUAAGCUGUAAUGUCGAAGUCUUGGGAAACAAAUUUUUUCCAAGAAUAGAAGCUGGUGUUAUUUGUGCAGAUGUAGCUGAAAACGUAUUAGAAAUAUAUAAUGGAAGUUGGUAUGGAACUGUACGGUUUUUCCUGGAAAAUGAAUGGGGAACUUUAGAUGCAGACGGUUGGGGACAAGAAGAGGCAACUGUUGCGUGUAAACAACUUGGAUUUUCUUCGUAA